AUGCGAAAAUUAAAUGCGCCAAUAGACGCACUUUUACUGGAACCUAGUUCAAUCCCUCGAUCGGAAAGCGCUUUAUCUGCUACUUGUCUCGAGUACGAUCCUUCUAUGCCAAACCGUGCCAAACAAAUUCCUAGUUGGCACACGUCAAGGUAUUGUGAUGAAUUGCAACAGAAGAGCCCGAACAACAGCGGAGAGGAUAAAUGGAUAAUGUGCCAAUACGAGGCACACUUGGGCCCAGUUCACGGUCUACAUCGACACCUACAUCUGCCCAAAAUCUUUUUGACCGUUUUGGAUUGGACCACGAAUGUUAGGACCGAGGACAUUCGCGAUUCGCCCAUUUUAACUUUAAAGAAUCAAAAUGUCCAGUUACUGGACGGAGCGUGGAGUCACACACGGUCGUCCAUCAUAUUCACUGCUGCAACAGACGGUGCUCUUUACCUGUGGGAUAUUCUCGCCCAGCGGAUCACUCCUACGUUAUGCUCCCAGGUCAGCGAAUCUCCGCUUUUAAGUUUGAGCACCCAGGAACACGGAAAAAUCAUGGCAGUUGGCAGCAAAGACGGACGGUUGUCCGUCAUUCAAAUAAGCGACAAUUUGUCGACAGUAACCAAAAACGAUAAAGUAGCGCUCACCUCGGUAUGA
This is a messenger RNA of Daphnia pulex (common water flea), 639 nucleotides long. RefSeq names its product dynein intermediate chain 3, ciliary-like. Gene Ontology annotation, cellular component: outer dynein arm. The record is from RefSeq and is a predicted model, not a curated record. The transcript is spliced from 4 exons. The coding region runs from base 1 to 639 and encodes 212 amino acids. Gene Ontology annotation, molecular function: dynein light chain binding; dynein heavy chain binding. Gene Ontology annotation, biological process: cilium movement; outer dynein arm assembly. NCBI's taxonomy places the organism in Eukaryota, Metazoa, Arthropoda, Branchiopoda, Diplostraca, Daphniidae.